This is a messenger RNA of Enhydra lutris kenyoni (northern sea otter), 1957 nucleotides long. Its product is annotated as NEDD4 binding protein 3. Lineage: Eukaryota; Metazoa; Chordata; Mammalia; Carnivora; Mustelidae. The record is from RefSeq and is a predicted model, not a curated record. Gene Ontology annotation, cellular component: cytoplasmic vesicle.
GAGGGGCGCGGAGCGGCGCCAGCAUGAAGCCGCUGCAUGUGCCCUGUUGAAACUUCAUGGCCACAGCGCCAGGCCCUGCCGCCAUUGCCAUGGGCAGCGUGGGCAGCCUGUUGGAACGGCAGGACUUCUCCCCCGAAGAGCUACGGGCAGCACUCGCCGGGUCCCGGACCUCCCGCCAGCCUGAUGGGCUUCUCCGGAAGGGCUUGGGCCAGCGUGAGCUCUUCAGCUACCUGCACCUCCCCAAGAAGGACGGCAAGAACACCAAGAGAGCCCCUCGGAACGAGCCUACUGACUACACCACUCUCUACUACCGAGAACAUCCUCGGGCCGGCGACUUCAGCAAGACUUCGCUGCCCGAGCGGGGUCGCUUCGACAAGUGCCGCAUCCGCCCAUCGGUGUUCAAGCCCGUGGCAGGCGCCGGGAAGGGCUUCCUGUCCAUGCAGAGCCUCGCGGCCCACAAGGGCCAGAAGAUGUGGCGCAGCAAUGGCAGCCUGCACACGCUGGCCUGCCACCCCCCCCUGAGCCCAGGGCCCCGGGCCAGCCAGGCCCAGGCCCGUGCCCAGCUGCUACACGCCCUCAGCCUGGACGAGGGCGGCCCCGAGCCUGAGCCCAGCCUGUCUGACUCCUCCAGCGGGGGCAGCUUUGGCCACAGUCCUGGCACUGGCCCUGGCCCCUUCAGCUCCUCGUUGGGCCACAUUAACCACUUGGGGGGCUCCCUGGACCGGGCCUCACGGGUCCCCAAGGAGGCUGGGCCGCUGGCUAUGCUGAGCUGCCUGCCUGAGCCGCCACCGCCUUAUGAGUUCUCCUGCCCAACCCGGGAGGAGGUGGUAUCUGUCCUGCCGGACACCUGUGAGGAUCUCAAGAGGGGCCUUGGUGAUGAGGACGGCGCCAGCCCCUUCACACAGGUGCUGGAGGAGCGCCAGCGGCUGUGGCUGGCGGAGCUGAAGCGCCUGUACGUAGAGCGGCUACACGAGGUAGCUCAGAAGGCAGAGCGCAGUGAGCGCAACCUCCAGCUCCAGCUCUUCAUGGCCCAGCAGGAGCAGCGGCGGCUGCGCAAAGAGCUCCGGGCGCAGCAGGGCCUAGGCCCAGAGCCACGGCCCCCCAGCGCCCUUCCGGAGGCCGACCCUGGCGCCCGACCCGAGGAGGAGGCCCGAUGGGAGGUGUGCCAGAAGACCGCGGAGAUCAGCCUCCUGAAGCAGCAGCUGCGGGAGGCGCAGGCCGAGCUGGCGCAGAAGCUGGCGGAGAUCUUCAGCCUGAAGACGCAGCUGCGGGGCAGCCGGGCGCAGGCGCAGGCGCAGGACGCGGAGCUGGCCCAGCUGCGGGAGGCGGUGCGGAGCUUGCGGGAGCAGGGCCCGCGGGAGGAGGCCCCGGGCAGCUGUGAGACAGACGACUGCAAAAGCCGGGGGCUGCUGGCCGAGGCGGGCGGCAGCGAGGGCGGAGGGGCCGGAGGGGGCGCCGAGCAGCUGCGGGCCCAGCUGGUGCAGGAGCGGCUGCGCGCCCAGGAGCAGGCGCUGUGCUUCGAGCGGGAGCGGCGGACGUGGCAAGAGGAGAAGGAGCGGGUGCUACGCUACCAGCGGGAGAUCCAGGGAGGCUACCUGGACAUGUACCGCCGCAACCAGGCGUUGGAACAGGAGCUGCGGGCGCUGCGGGAGCCGCCGGCGCCCUGGAGUCCCCGGCUGGAGUCCUCCAAGAUCUGAGGCCAGUGGAUGAGCGGGCGGCAGAAGCACCUCCAGAAAAUGGUUUGGACAAGCCUGCCCUGAGACGGCUGGCUCCUUCAUUACACUGGCCGGAGGCAGAAGCUGCUGAGGCUGGCCAGGGGUGGGGAGGCCCACCGAGAGGAGGGCUCCAGUGGUGCUGUAGGCCGGAUAGGGGGCCUGCAGCAGGAGCCAGGGGGCAAGGCUUCCCAGCAGAGGAGCACCUCGGCAGGGCCCCCGCCCUGUUCCUGGAGUAGAUGUGG